This is a messenger RNA of Alternaria rosae, 2143 nucleotides long. Its product is annotated as heterokaryon incompatibility protein-domain-containing protein. Bases 44 to 2074 code for a protein of 676 amino acids. The record is from RefSeq and is a predicted model, not a curated record. Lineage: Eukaryota; Fungi; Ascomycota; Dothideomycetes; Pleosporales; Pleosporaceae. The transcript has 2 exons.
AUCUCAACACACUUCGUUUAAAUUCAAGAUACAAUGCCUGGCGAUGUUCAACUCGUACUCCCGCGCCGCGAUCCGACAAUUGAAUGAUGGUAUCAACGGAGGAGAGCUGUGCGUGCCAUGCCAGAUAGCUCUAGAAGAAGACGAGCGUGCAGGCUUCGCUAGCAUUGGUACUUCAGCCUGGUUGAACAACGGCUUCAGAGAAUACGAAGAAUAUCAGCACCUGACCGAGCCUGUUCUCUAUUGCGAUUGUUGCCGUCAUGUUCUUCGCGCCCGAGAGUUCCAGAGACGACAAGGUAGAGAUCAAAGUUCAUUGGCUGAGGCGCAGAAGUAUCCUGGGGAUUUCAACGGGCUGACAACGUGUGUGUUCCUACAUGAUGACGAUCUGGAUCUGAAGGCGUGUGAGGCGGCAUUGAACGACUUCAAGGUCCAGAAAUCAGAGUAUAGUCGAACAGUGAGACAUCACUGGGCAGAUGUGGGGUUGAUCAAGAGUUGGCUUGAUGACUGCGAAAAGGACCACGGCAAUACCUGCAAUGAACACCAAACAUCAGUUACUGAUAAUGGGUCGCUUCUGCUUCUGGAUGUCAUCGAUGAUUGUCUCGCGGUUGGAAACUUCAAGGAUCGGUAUUUCGCCCUGAGUUAUGUCUGGGGUGCCUCGAAACAGUUCUUGACCUUGGUCAAAAACUACGACCACUUGCGCGAGCCCGGAACACUUUCGAAGCAGCCGUUGACCCAGACGAUCAGGGACUCAAUGACUUUCGUCAAGAAUCUGGGGGAGCGAUACUUGUGGGUUGAUACAAUGUGCAUAAUCCAAGACGAUGCUGCCAACAAAGCGAGCGCACUCGCCCAGAUUUGCGCAAUCUACAGCUGCGCUAUGGCCACGGUAGUGGCUCUAAGCGGAGACUCCGCCGAUGCCGGCCUACCUGGCAUUCCGCCUACGGCCCGCAACACCACCGCAACCUUUGUCGCUCCUGGACUACACAUGGUGGAGCGAUCGUCCUUGGAGAAUAUGUUGGCAAAUCAUACCUACGACGGUGUAGAUGUAGACUGUGUAUACAACACGCGCGCCUGGACAUUUCAAGAACGAUUACUGUCGAAUCGGAGCAUUUACUUCCUUGACGAGCAGGUUUACUUCCACUGCAAAAAGCAACUCCUGUGCGAAGACAGGUAUAUUAGCGAUGACACUGGCUUCUAUACCCUGGACAAAAUGCGCACGACAAGCGCAGAACUGAAGUCGAAGACUACUCGAGCGGGCAGUUAUAGUCCACUGGACGAGUUUCGUUGGUACGAAGAAAUCGUCGCAGAAUACACGGCAAAGAAAAUGGGGUACCCAGACGAUAUCCUCAAUGCCUUCACUGGCAUUCAGACUAUGCUGACUCAAAUGUUCGAUUGGCCUUUUGUCGGCGGCCUUCCGAAUUCCCUUCUGGAUCUUGCAUUACUUUGGACUCCUGUUACCACUAUCGAGCGGAGAAUGACUGCAUCGCAACAACCAAGCUGGAGUUGGUCGGGCUGGAUCGGGCGAGCGCGAUACACAGACCUGGUGCGCCCAGGGCAUAGGCCAAUAAGCUCGUUGUUCAAAUCAGUCGCAACAUAUCACCUCGACACACCAGACACGAUGGUUUUCUCCACCAUGAGCGUGCCUUUCAAAGCAUUCGAACUCAUCAAGAUACCUAAAGGACUGUUUGACCCGUUCCGGAGUAGUCCUAGCCCCAUCACCGAAGACUCCUACUACCUCUUCGACCGGAAUAAGCGGCGCUGCGGCUUGCUCGUAGGUCUUCUACAAGAGCACGCGGUUUCCAUCACCAGUGAAGACCUGAAGCUCUUUGCGCUGUCGGCGUGGAAGUCGAAUAAUAGCCUCACUAAGAACGGGCCGGUCAUCUCUUGUCUCUCAGAGAAUGGUUAUUUCUCAGACGAAGAGGUCUACGAUCAAGCUUUCCGUGACACGGAAUGGUGUACUUACAACGUUAUGCUCGUUCGAUCGGUGGGCGACGCGUAUGAGAGGAUUGCAGUGGGCCAGAUGCAUGUAGACGCAUGGUACGAAGCAGGUGAGACACCGGGACAGUUUGCCGUGCGGUAAUUGGGUACCAAAGUAGUUACAACAUCAUACCAGUGUAACAUACUGCUCAUUCACUCUACAUUUCCAGUC